Daphnia pulicaria is the source of this 3437-nucleotide messenger RNA. RefSeq names its product transferrin-like. Bases 952 to 3141 code for a protein of 729 amino acids. Gene Ontology annotation, cellular component: plasma membrane; recycling endosome; early endosome. The transcript has 20 exons. The record is from RefSeq and is a predicted model, not a curated record. NCBI's taxonomy places the organism in Eukaryota, Metazoa, Arthropoda, Branchiopoda, Diplostraca, Daphniidae. Gene Ontology annotation, biological process: iron ion transport.
UGUUCCGCCCUGGCCUCCCCUCCCUCUCUUCUGCGAUUAUUAUUUAAGGCUGGUUUCCAAGACAUCAUCGACGUCACUAUCGCGUAAAGUUGCACUUGCGGCUGGGUUUUUCUCUUACAAAUUUGGCUGUAAUGAAAUGGAGCGACUGAAGCUUCCAGGAUCUCCACGUGUAAGAUUCGCUGUCGUUAUGGUAGUUUGAGUCUUCGUGCCUAAUUAUUCAAAAAAACGUUUAUAGACGCUUUUCGUUGCUAGGCAACCCUUGCACAGAUCGCGAAAGAUUCGAGAUAGUGAAACAAGAGAGAAAUAGCAUGUCAUGAUGGACAACAGAAAAUUGAAUGCCGAGAGUCCGAAAACGUCAGACCUGAAUAGAGGAUUCUGUUUCUGGUUCACUCUUCUUCAUAAGUAAUCACGUCGCCCUCGGCAACCAUCGAGUCUGUUUGAAUCGAAUCACAAGGACAUUCGAUUGACUACACCUGACCCUAUUCUCACAUGAGGAAACUGGGUUUUGUCCUUCCAGCAGUCCCUCUCCUCAUCGGAGGUGCUUUCAAUAUUUUAGUGGGCGUGGGGGAAAUCGAAAAGGAAUUGAAGUCCACCCAGCGAUUGUUCAACGAUCGAUUAACAAUGGCGCACAUAUUCAGGUAUCUGGAGAAUCUUCUAGAUAGCACUGAUGAACCCACUUGCCAGGCCCAAUAAUGAUGUCUAAAAUGAAGGCCUGCUCAUGUUGACAAUCCACAACAGCUGUCAACACACUUGAGAACUGGACGUCGCUUCUCCUUGCCGUGGAACGAAGGACCACAAAGCCCUCUUUAUGGUUACCGGGAAGGCAAAAAAGUGAAAUUCAUGUCUGAAACAAUGUUUUUGCUUGAAAAUGUUCACAUUUCUUGAAACCAUCAAGACUCAUGAUAGAAAAAUCUACCAGCACGAGGAAAUCAGUGAUUUACCGCUUCGUCCAUGACCGAUCGCAUUUGUGUGGUGGACGAAGCUCUGGCCUCCUGCUUGAAUAUGGUAGCUGACACGAACGCCCUUACGCUGGAAUACGAAUGCGUCCGCGCUCGAGACAGAUUGGAAUGUUUGAAACUGAUCCAAAAUGGACUGGCGGAUUUCGCUCCAUUUGAGCCAGAAGAUAUGUACAUUGCAGCCAAGUUCAUGGACGACUCUUUGGCCAUUUUCCUUGAAAUGCGUAACGCCAUCACUCAGUUAGAUGUCUUUCGAUUUUUGAGCGUCGCCGUGGUACGCAAUGACGCCAACAUUAAUUAUCCUGCUGAUUUGCGCGGAAAGGUUUCCUGUCACACAGGAUAUGGAAGAACGGCAGGUUGGCACAUGCCAAUACCUCGGCUAAUGACGGAAAAAUUGAUCAAGCCAGAUUGCACAGGGUUAAAUCCAGUUAACGAACACGAAUUGGCUGCCGUGUCGGAUUUUUUUUCACGCGCUUGCGUGCCCGGAAAAUGGUCGCCUGAUGAAGCCACAGACCAAUUAUUCAAACGGAAAUAUCCCAACUUAUGCUCGGCGUGUAAUGAUCCUUACCGCUGCUCCGAUGGAGAUGAAUAUUCCGGAUUCGAGGGAACGUUACGAUGCGUCACGCAAGGAUUGGGUCAAGUAGCUUGGACUAGUUAUACCACCGUUAGGCGGGUGUUUGGCAUGGACACAGUCACCCCGAGCAGUGAAAUUGUCAACUUUAGUUUCCUGUGUCCAGAGGGUGGCCGCCGGCCAUUGACGUCGCCGUUUCCCUGUGUCUGGUCAGCUAAACCCUGGAACGCUUAUCUGACCCGGAAAGUUACUGCAGUAGCCGUGUUAAGAGACAUGCAAGCACGUAUAGUUCGGGCUGUUGAACUCGCCCGAACCGCCGGUAAUGUGCGAUCGGCCGAUUGGCUCACACGAGUCCUGGGUUUUGAACCGGACGCCGUAGCCGUACCUAUGGAUGAACUGUCUGUGUUCACGUCUGCCGAAUACCUCGCCAGAAGCAACUUUACACUGUCGAUCGAAGGACGCGGUUGCCGUGGACGAAUUCUUCGUUUCUGUGUCGUUUCGGAAAAAGAGCAACGGAAAUGUCAAGAUCUGAGAAUGGCCGCCCUUUCCAGGCGUGUCCUACCGGAAAUAUCAUGCAUUCGUGGAUCGACGACGAUGGAUUGCAUGGAUCGCAUAAGGCGAGGAGAGGCUGAUAUGAGGACAUUUGACAGCAAUGAUGCAUUCCGAGCUGGCAGAUCGUAUAACUUGAAGCCCAUCGUGACUGAAAUUUACCCCAACACACAAGAAUCGGCCUCAUUUGCAGUGGCGGUGGUCAAGUCCAAUUCUGGAAUCAAUCGACUGGAAGACUUGCGUGAAAAACGGUCAUGCCACACAGGAUUUGGUCGGACUGCGGGAUGGAACAUUCCUGUUUUUGCGCUGUCACAACGGCAACUAAUUUAUCCACAGCGAUGCCGAUUCGGACGGGCAGUCAGCCAGUUUUUCAGCCAAUCGUGUGUCCCCGGCGCCAAAGACUUUGUCAACGACAUCUUUAGAGACAAUCCUCUGUCGCUGUGUAGCAUGUGCGUCGGCAAUCAAGCUUUAGGUGGAGCUGGUCGUUGUUCCUCCGAGCCGACCGAGGAGCUUUUUGCUGGAUUUCGAGGAGCAUUCCAUUGUUUGGUGGAAGGCGGAGGAGAUGUGGCCUUUGUCAGACAUACCACGCCUUUUGAAAACACCGAUGGAAACAAUUUGGAAAACUGGGCGGUGGGAUUGAGUUCCAACAACUUCCGGUUGUUGUGUCUCGACGGGGGUGUUCGACCCGUGCAGGAAUACCAAACCUGCAAUUUGGGCAAAGUGCCCGCGCCCAAAGUAAUGACGGAUGGUUGGAAGUCUGCCGAGCGAACGCAGGACAUCCGGGCUGUCUUGUUAAGAUUGUCUGACCUCUUUAGCCCUUCUUUUGGAGGUCAGGUCAUCUUUCGUCUAUUCGGGCCUUACGAGGGAGUUCCCAACCUUCUUUUCACGGAUUUCGCCGAGAGGCUUGGCGAUCUAGGACCGGUCGAUUACAUACAAGGACUGGGCCACGAUUUCGUGCGAAUGAUGGAACAAACCACCUGUGGCUCUGGGAAACUCCAUCACGCAGCCGCCACCGGCAUUGUCAUGGGAGUCUUCACUUCAUUGUUGGCUAUCUAUUAUCGUUGAUUAUUAUUCAUCGAAAGUUUCCACAUUGCUUGUUCCGCCUUAGGAUUUCCCUAUUUUUUGUAAGUUUGUUGUUGUAGCAUAUUUUAAUAAUUAUAAUAAUAAUAAUCAUCAUGCGAAAUGUAAUAAUAAUAAGACUGUAUUUUAAAACAUUGAAGUUUCGACACAAAAGAGGUGGCGACUUGUGUGACGCUAGAAAGGAGAAAACACGAAAGCUUAUGGCAGAAAGUGUCGGCACAACAUUCCCUUUCUUUACCUAGUAAGAUUUUUUUCCCAUCACAGAGUUUUAAGAGCAUUUC